CAUGGCCGCUGCCGAGACUCCCACCGAGGCGUGCCUGGCAUCGAGCGUGCUGAGCUGGGAGCAGGUGCGCCGCCUGGAUGAGGUCCUGACCGAGGUGGUGCCCGUCCAUGGGCGGGGCAACUUCCCCACCCUGCAGCUGACCCUCAAGGACAUCGUCCAGACGGUGCGCUCCCGGCUGGAGGAGGCCGGCGUCCACGUGCGGGACGUUCGCCUGAAUGGCUCGGCGGCCGGCCACGUGGUGGUUCAGGACAAUGGGCUGGGCUGCAAGGACCUGGACCUCAUCUUCCACGUGGCCCUGCCCACGGAGGGCGACUUCCAGCUGGUGCGCGAUGUGGUUCUGGGCUCCCUGCUGCUCUUCCUGCCGGCGGGUGUGAACCGGCUGAAGAUCAGUCCCAGCACGCUGAGGGAGGCCUACGUCCAGAAGCUGGUCAAGGUGUGCACGGAGGCCGACCGCUGGAGCCUCAUCUCGCUGUCCAACAGGGAUGGGCGGAACGUGGAGCUCAAGUUUGUGGACUCGAUCCGGCGCCAGUUUGAAUUCAGCGUGGACUCGUUCCAGAUCAUCCUGGACUCGCUGCUCCACUACUACGGCUGCGCCGAGCAGCCCAUGUCGGAGCACUUCCACCCAACGGUGGUUGGAGAGAGUGUCUACGGGGACUUUGGGGCGGCCCUGGAGCACCUCCGCAGGCGGCUGAUCGCCACCAAGAACCCGGAGGAGAUCCGCGGGGGUGGCCUGCUCAAGUACAGCCACCUCCUGGUCCGGGAUUUCCGGCCCCUGGACCAGGACCGGAUCAAGACGCUGGAACGCUACAUGUGCUCCCGGUUCUUCAUCGACUUCCCCGAUCUCGCGGAGCAGCGGCGCAAGCUGGAGGCCUACCUGCAGACCCACUUCGCCAAGGAGGAGAGGAGCCGCUAUACCUACCUGGUGACUCUGCAUCGCGUGGUCAACGAGAGCACCGUGUGCCUCAUGGGGCAUGAGCGCCGUCAGACGCUCAACCUCAUCUCCCUGCUGGCCCUGCGGGUGCUGGCCCAGCUCAAUGGCCUCCCAGAUGCCACCAGUGUCACCUGCUACUACCAGCCUGCGCCGUAUGUCGGCGACGGCCACUUUGGUGGCUACUACGUCGCCGGCCCUACGUCCGGACCCCAUGGCCCCGCAUACCCCACCUGGCUGCCCUGCAACUAGCCCGAGCCCUCUGGGCUCUCCGGAUCGGGGGUGGGGUUGGGGAGGGCCCAGCUGGCCAGGGCUCACGGCUCUGGUCCGGGAGCAGGUUGUUGGCCUGCCUUGAGGGGCCCGCUUGUGGGCAGCCCUGCGGAGGACAGGGUGGUCUGCCUGCCCGUCCAGAACUCUCCCAAAGAGCUGGUGUUUCUGAUCCCAAACUCAGGCUCUUGGGAAUCUGGACACGAGCCAGCCAUUGGGGCUGGGAAUUUCUUGGGGGGUGAGGGUGAGUCCAAUCACCUCUGGGUGCCCCUCUGCCCGCUUGCUGAUCCAGCCCCCUUGGCUUUUGUUGUGAAGUCAUGACUUGCGCUCCUCUUGAUUGUCAUGGUCUUGGUAAAGGGUGUGUUUGGGGUGUGUGUGUGUCCGUGUCCCCGUCCGCCCGUCCCCAUCCGUCCGUCCAUCCCCUUAGUCCCUGUGUGGAAGGCAACAUCGAGCCCAACUCUGCCCUGUGAGGGUCCAGUGGGGACUCAGGUGCUGCUAUCCCUGCUUGUUAUUGGAAUGAAAAAUGAGGAUGUUAAAACUCGUUUGACACCUUUCCCUAAAAGUCACGUUGAGGUGGGAGAACCCUAAAACAAAUUUUGUUGGCAUGGGAGAGGAAUUUUGAUUUUUUUGAAAAGCGUGCGCUUUCUCUUGAAGUGGAACUCUCUACUCCAGUAACUCUUGCCAUGGGUGUUGGCUUGGUGCCAGGUGCCCUGCUGGCUUUCAUGUCAUAGCCGCAUUCCACCUGGACGAAUGCGUGGGGUGGGGCUGGUGGGGUCUGGGCUGAAUUUCUAGAAAUGGGGCCACAGCGGCUCUCGGGGCUCAGCUUCCGGUCUCGACCACUGGCCCGGACUGCCUUUCCACGCCAGAGUUGGGUGAACUGGCCGACCUGUUGGUCUCUCUGAGAGACCCAGGGGGACAAGUCGCUUGGUCUGGCUGAGACUAAUAGCUCCAGACGGUCUGGCCGAGACUAAUAGCUCCAGACCUUGGAAUCCUGGCUCUCGCGGUCCUCCCCUUGACUGCGAGGAGGGUGAGAGGGGAGGGGUUGACCACCUCUUCUCACCAUUGGUGGGUGGCAAGUGACUAGUGACAUGAGUGGGGAGGAAGGGGACCCCCUUCCCCCCACCCCCCCAGGUCAAGCAGGAAACUGGGAACUAAAGCCAUCUGUUCCUCAAGCUGCUUGGGCUUGGCAAAUAGCUUUUGGACUUCCGCAACUAGCGGCUCUAGCUUGGGAGUGGCGGAUCCCUGUUCCUGUGCUUUGUGAGGCAGGAUGGCGGUGGCCCAUCUAGAGCCACCAGGGCAGAGUGUGCUGAGUAUCCUGAGCUGGCCACCAGCCUCACCUCCUAUGCCUCUGGAGCCCCCCGCUGUCUCGGCCUGGUGCUGGGGAUGAAUUUUGAAUUAGUGUUGGCAAGGUCCAGGGCUCUGCCAGUCACCACUCUUUGUUGAUUACAGGUCGAGUUGGCAUUCCUAACUUGGAGUUUUCCCUAGCGAUUCACACAGGUGGUUUCUACUCCACCUAUGCAAUGCCGGCCCGGACCUCAGCCGCUUCACAUCUCCCUGCCAUCUUGUACUUCAGGGCCCGGGAGAAAGCCGCUCUGUCCCAGAGCAGGAAGCGUUUCCACUUUCCUGGACAGGGCUCCUCUCCAAGCACGGCCAGCGGCUCGCUCCGUGGACUAGUCAGCGGUCGACCACCUUGCUCUUGCCGAGGUGAUUCCACGCUCCCUCCCUCUUUCUGCAGGAAGCAAACACUGGCUCCUGCCUCUUGGCAAGGAUCUGGCUGGAGGAAGAGGGACUCAGAGCUGCUGGCUCAAGUGUAGGCAACCUGAAGAUGGGUGGGGCUUCAGAGAACUGAGAUCUGACUUGUGCCAUAUUUGUUCUUCCAGGCAUCUGGUUGUCCAAGACUUUAGUUGUUGAAUUUGCCAUUGUGGUAUGAUGGCAGUGUGUUUACACUAAAAUUACUGCUCAGAGGCAGGUGAUAGCUUAACCAAAGCCUAUGUGAGGUGGGGUUAGG
Tachyglossus aculeatus (Australian echidna) is the source of this 3203-nucleotide messenger RNA. RefSeq names its product terminal nucleotidyltransferase 5C (gene TENT5C). Gene Ontology annotation, molecular function: poly(A) RNA polymerase activity; RNA binding. Lineage: Eukaryota; Metazoa; Chordata; Mammalia; Monotremata; Tachyglossidae. Gene Ontology annotation, biological process: mRNA stabilization. Bases 2 to 1180 code for a protein of 392 amino acids. The transcript has a single exon. The record is from RefSeq and is a predicted model, not a curated record.